AUGUCUUUCGGAUAUUCUCAAGAAGUUAUUAACGAUUUAGAAAAUUUACUUGAAACUGGCGAAGAAAUUUUUGAAACAAUCUAUAAACAUGAGAUUUUUAAAGAUUUAUGGAUUAUUGUCUGGACCAUAUUAUUUAAAUCUGAUAAAUUUAUUAAUUUAGAGGUACCUUUAUUAGAAUUACUUUUAAAACGAGAUGAUUUAUCAUUGGACGAAAUUGAUAUAUGGGACAAUUUGAUUAAAUGGUGUUUCCUUUUAUUCAACAAGAUUAAUUAA
Rhizophagus irregularis DAOM 181602=DAOM 197198 is the source of this 273-nucleotide messenger RNA. The record is from RefSeq and is a predicted model, not a curated record. Lineage: Eukaryota; Fungi; Glomeromycota; Glomeromycetes; Glomerales; Glomeraceae.